Molecule: messenger RNA, 507 nt
Organism: Anisakis simplex (herring worm)
Lineage: Eukaryota; Metazoa; Nematoda; Chromadorea; Rhabditida; Anisakidae
Source: the annotation of a GenBank genome assembly
AUGCUGCGCCCAGCCGAGCUUGCAGCCUUCCAAACACGCUUCUCACAUGCAUCUUUGUUUCGUAAACGUCCUGGUCAGUUGAUUGUAAAUCGAGUCAAAGAUGUGACGCAUUUCUACUUCGUUGGCGUUGGAUUUCUUCCCGUACUCGUAUGUCUCAUCUACAAUCAUAUAGUUCAUGGUGCAUGCGAGUUGAAAGACUAUCCGGAAGAGGGUCCUCCACCACAUUAUUGGCAAUUUGAGAGAACACCAGUUCGUCAAUGGUGGGCGAAACAUUUCGGCGUUUCGGAUAUUGAGCAUCAUGAAAGACAAUUAGCGUACUUUGAAAAGCAGUCAAUUGUGGCCAGAUGGAGGCAAAUAGAGCAACGAGUGAAACAUUUGGAAGGAGAACGUUGGGAUUAUAAGGCUUGGACUUAUCAGCCGAUCUCUUCAACGUGGAUCGAUUAUGGCAAAUGGCAUGCACAACGAAUCAGUAAACAAUACGAACAGCAUGGCCAUUAUGCUUAUUAA